AUGACUAAAGUUCCUGCUGUUUAUCAAUUGGGUCAUUUACCAAUUAAAGAUCAUUGUUUUUCACCAGAUCGUUCAAUUUUAGCAAUUACAAAAGAAAAUAUGGUUGAAAUUUAUAAAAUUAAUCAGUCAAAUUUAUCGUUAAAACCUCAAUUAAUUGCAACUUUAAAUGAUCAUGAUAAAACUGUUACUUCCGUUGAUAUUUCACCAGAUGGUUCUAAAAUUUUAACUUGUUCACAAGAUAGAAAUGCGUUAGUUUGGGAAUUUAAAAAUGGUGAAUAUAAACCAACUUUAGUUUUAUUAAGAAUUCAUCGUGGUGCAACAGUUUGUAAAUGGUCACCAGAUGGUCAAAAAUUUGCGGUUGGUUCAAGUGAUAGAAUUAUUGCUAUUUGUUAUUAUGAAGAAGAAAAUGAUUGGUGGGUUUCUAAACAUUUAAAAAAACCAAUCAAAUCAACAAUUACAACAAUUGAUUGGCAUCCAAAUUCAAUUUUAUUAGCUUGUGGAUCAACUGAUGGUCAUGUUAGAGUUUUCAGUGGUUAUAUAAAAGGUAUUGAUUCAAAACCUGAUCCAACUGUUUGGGGUACAAAAUUACCUUUUCAAACAUUAUGUGGAGAUUUUAUAAAUGAAACUCAAGCAUGGAUUCAUGGUGUUAAAUUUUCUCCUAAUGGUGAUGCUUUAGCUUGGACUGCUCAUGAUUCUUCAAUUGGAUUUGUUUAUCCACAAGGUGAAGGAUUAGAACCAAAAUCAAUUUUAAAUUUAAAAACAAAUUAUUUACCAUUUAUUUCAGUUGUUUGGAUUAAUGAUUCAACUAUCGUAGUUGGUGGAUUUAAUUGUAAUUUAGUUGUAUUUAAAGGAAAAGAAUCAAGUUGGAAAGAAGCUUAUCAAAUUGAAGAACAAAAAGAUUUAACAAAAGAAACACCACAUACUAAUGAUGAUGAAGAUCAAGAAAUUAGUUCACAUCAAGCUUUAAAUAUGUUUAAACAAUUAGAUUUAAAAGGUAGAGUUAAUAAACCAUCUCAAAAGCAAAGUAAAGGUUUAAAAACAAUUCAUCAAAAUACAAUAAAUAGUAUUAGAAAUUUUAAAAAUAAUCAAGUUUCAACAUCAGGAAUUGAUGGAAAAGUUGUAAUUUUCAACGUUUAA
Insectozyma verbasci is the source of this 1137-nucleotide messenger RNA. The record is from the annotation of a GenBank genome assembly. Lineage: Eukaryota; Fungi; Ascomycota; Pichiomycetes; Serinales; Debaryomycetaceae.